Messenger RNA from Zingiber officinale, 601 nucleotides. RefSeq lists its product as uncharacterized. The record is from RefSeq and is a predicted model, not a curated record. NCBI's taxonomy places the organism in Eukaryota, Viridiplantae, Streptophyta, Magnoliopsida, Zingiberales, Zingiberaceae. The coding region runs from base 77 to 427 and encodes 116 amino acids. The transcript has 2 exons.
AUCUCUCACCACCGCCGUCCUCUGCCUCCCUCGUGCUCCCCUUUUGGCGAAACCCUAAUUCAACCUCCGAAGGCAAAUGGCGAAGUCGCUGCGUUCGAAGAAGAAGAGGAGAUUACGGACAUUGAGGAGGGAGAUCGUGGAGCCCUUCUACGAUAAGAAAGAGGUGGCCAAACUUGCUGCCCAGGAGGCUGCCCUCGCCGCCCCAAAGCUCGCCGUCAUAACUCCCACCUCCAUCGAUGAAGAACCCGCCGCUUUGACCUCUGCUUCUAUGGAUGUGGAUAUGGCUGAUGAGCAACCAAACACAUUUUUGAAGCCUGUUGGUGGAAUAGGCAAGAAAAAGCUGAAACUAAAGAUGAACCGCAAGAAGCGAGGGAAAGGAAAGGGAAAAGGAAAAGGAAACGGAAAGGCACGAAGACUCAGGGUAUAACCGAAGACUCGGAACGGUGGAGCUCAUUUCGUGUUUGUAUCUUUUGUUUCGACCAUGGCUUUUAACACUAGCAUUAUGCUUAAAAUCUAGUUGCUUGUUAAAUUGUGUAAUGACUGUUCUAGUUCUUAUUCCGGAUAUCCUAAGAAUGAAUAGUUAGUUUCAUCAUUAUUAUAA